This is a messenger RNA of Scophthalmus maximus (turbot), 2196 nucleotides long. It is a transcript of the gene slc35f1, whose product is annotated as solute carrier family 35 member F1. NCBI's taxonomy places the organism in Eukaryota, Metazoa, Chordata, Actinopteri, Pleuronectiformes, Scophthalmidae. The coding region runs from base 12 to 1424 and encodes 470 amino acids. Gene Ontology annotation, biological process: transmembrane transport. Gene Ontology annotation, molecular function: transmembrane transporter activity. The record is from RefSeq and is a predicted model, not a curated record. Gene Ontology annotation, cellular component: membrane. The transcript has 8 exons.
ACGUCUGUCCCAUGAGGCGCCUGUGCAGAACAACGCCACCUUGUGGUCACUUGAGCUCGUCAGACACAGGAGCUGCUUCUGAAUCACAGGGAAGAGUCCGAGCAGCAGCAGCAGCGGCAGCGGCGGCGGCGGCGGCGGCGGCACUGUUCCUCCGCAGCGGCACCGCACCACUGGCCGCAGCACGGACCCUGGGAGCCCCGUCCCCCGCCCCCCGUCCCCCGUGUGUCCUCGGAGCAGAAUGCGCUGAUCUGCGCUCCGUCAGCAGGAUGAUAUCCGUCGUCUCCACGGUGGAGAGCGUCCCCAGAGGAACGGGCACCCCGGCACCAAGCCUCUUCCAGCGGAUCAGGAAGCUCCUAACCAGGGACCUGCUGGUGACCCUGGCCCUGGGCCAGGUCUUGUCCUUGUUAAUCUGUGCUAUCAGUCUGACCAGCAAGUACCUGGCUGAUGACUUCCACGCUAACACACCUGUGUUCCAGAGCUUUCUGAACUACAUCCUUCUGUUUCUGGUCUACACCACCACACUGGCAGUCAGGCAAGGGGAAGGGAACUUGCUGGCCAUUCUGAAGCAGCGCUGGUGGAAAUACAUGAUUCUGGGUUUGAUAGACAUCGAGGCCAACUAUCUGGUCCUUAAGGCUUACCAGUACACUACACUCUCCAGUGUACAGCUGUUGGACUGUUUUGUCAUCCCAGUUGUUCUGCUGCUUUCCUGGUUCUUCCUCUUGGUGAGGUACAAGGCUGCCCACUUUGUCGGGGCAGGACUGUGUCUGCUGGGUAUCAGCUGUAUGGUGGGAACAGACAUCUUACUUGGGCGGCAGCAAGGCCUUGAAGAGCAGAAGCUAUUUGGGGAUCUUUUGGUUCUGGGAGGAGCAACACUGUAUGGGAUCUCCAACGUCUGCGAGGAGUACAUUGUGAAGAACCUCAGUCGUGUGGAGUUCCUUGGCAUGAUGGGACUCUUCGGAUCCUUCUUCAGCGGCAUCCAGCUGGCAGUCAUGGAACACAAGGAGCUGCUGAAGGUGUCCUGGGACUGGCAGAUUGGGCUUCUAUACAUUGGUUUCAGUGCCUUCAUGUUUGGCCUGUACAGCUUCAUGCCUGUGGUGCUGAAGAGGACGAGUGCCACCUCAGUCAAUCUCUCUCUGCUCACAACUGAUCUGUACAGCCUCUUUUGUGGCCUCUUCCUCUUUCAUUACAAGUUCUCUUGCCUCUAUCUGCUGUCAUUCUGCAUCAUUAUCUUGGGCCUGGUCUUUUACUCCUCCUCAUCUACCUAUGUGGUCCAGGAUCCGCGAGUCUACAAGCAGUUCAGGAACACCGGCAGCCAGCUGGCUACAGACCCACAUCUGCUCAGACCUGUAGUCCCGGAGCCCUCCGUCACCUACACCAGCCUGGGCCCCGAGCUAGGGGACGAUCUUCCUGUACGUGUAGCCUAAGAUGAUAUGGCAGGGUUUAGUCUGUCAGCAGGGUGGAUCAGUGCGUCAGCUGCAGCCUCUAGGUUAUAAACAGAGAAAAGUGCUGGAUGUGCCAAGUCUGCUUAGCAGGGCAGCUGCACGAUCACCCAGGUAGGUCCAGGUUUUCAUUUUACGGCCUUUACUGAGUGAUGAGGAGUCUCCAUCUGCUCAGUGACCAACUUAUGUUUUUGUGUCCCCAAAUAUGUACCUGAUAAGUGAAUGACCAGAAUGUAAUUAAAUCAGAUAGCAAAGAGAGUGAAUAUGUUGAGUUCACUGUGAUCAAAGUCUGUGAGUAGACAGUAGUGACUGGAAAUGAUCAUUCAUGUAAAUAGAUUGUAUUGUAUUUUUAUUUAAUCUCCGGCUCCUCUUUUAUAUCUGUCAAGAAUGUUUGUGCUUAAUCUCUGUGUAUACUGUAUGCUACAACGAUGUUCAUCUGAUUGAAGUGCACACUGUUUCUGAAUCCACCUGUUCCAGUCCAGUGGCCACCAGUGGUCACGCCAGUCUGUUAAAUACUCGUGUACACAGUAGUGGCAGAUGCCUCCUCAUGACUUUGUUACCAAGUUGCUACACUUUGCUGUACAUUUUUUCACAUGAUGGAUAUUUUGUAGACUGGUACAAAUAUAUACUGAGACAUCAAAUAUAUUCAGAAAGUCAUUUUACAGUGUGAAAAAGACUUUACAUCAGCAUUUAGACUGCAUCAUGAGAAAUAGAAUUCACAGAAAAUUAAUAAAACAACUGAAAAUCUCCAAUGGUA